CUGGUGUCUGUGUUUGGUGUCAGGACGGGCGUUCGCCAUGGUGCUGCCGCCACUAGCCCUGCUGGCGUUCUUGGACUUGGCGAUUCAGUGGGGUCUCUGGGCAGUGGCUGCCGCGUUGCGGACGGAGAAGUUCUACGAUUUGGCGGGAAGUGGGACAUUCAUCUUGCUGACACACCUGAGCCUCAGAUGGGGCAACACACAGUAUCCUCGGCAGCAGGUCCAGACAGGGCUGGUGACUAUUUGGGGCCUCAGGUUGGGGCUCUUCCUCUUUAUACGGAUCCUGAAGGAAGGAUGUGACAGACGAUUCAAUGGUGUUAGAGAGAGUCCAGGCACUUUUUUUCUUUACUGGACAAUGCAAGGUGUAUGGAUAUUUGUAACGCUACUCCCCACUCUGUUGCUAAACCUGGAAAAACAGGAUAAGGCUCUAGGGUACUGGGACUACUUUGGCUGGAGCACCUGGGCAGUGGGGUUCAUUACAGAGGCUAUAGCUGACCAGCAGAAAUGGCACUUCAGAAGCAACCCUGAUAAUGCCGGGAAGUUUGUGCAGAGUGGUCUAUGGGCUUAUAGUCGCCACCCCAACUACUUGGGUGAGAUCUUGCUGUGGACAGGACUGUUUUUGUCAGCCACAUCGGUGUUACAUGGGUGGCAGUACAUCAGUGUUGUCUCACCAUUGCUGGUGUGGUUCUUGCUAAAUUACAUCAGUGGGAUUCCACUCCUGGAGAAAGCAGCCAUGAAGAGAUGGGGGAAGGAAGCUGCUUUCCACACCUACUUGCAGAAGACUCCCAUACUGUGGCCUAUUAGCUUGAGGUAGUAGCAGAGAAGUGCUGCCUUCAUCCUCUCUGGGACAGCCUCAAAGGGAAUCUGGACACGACAGCUGCAUCGGAGGGACCACUUUGAAUUGACAUUACACACUGCUAUGGUCAGUCUUUAGCAAGCUGUUAGCAUGCAGUGGCUUAUCAUGUGGCUGCUAUAAGUCUGGCUGCCACUCCUGCCCUCCCCCCCAUCCCAUUCAUGUGGUAAAAAUCUAUACAGCCAUCCAGUGUAUACACAUGGCUUGGCAUGUGGAGACAGCCACCAAAGGGUCCAGUUUGAAGUCACUUGCUUCUUGGGGUGGCCACUUUAUAUGAUCCAGUCCUCAACUAGUGUUUCAUCAUGCUGAGUGGGCAGUCAGUCAUCACUACAUCAGUAGGAUUUCCCUCACUGCCCUAGAACAGAAACGUGGUAUAAUACUAAUCUGAGAUUAGAUGGUUGUGCUGGUCUUUUAGCUUCAAUUACAUAAAGUAGCUGGAAGGCUUUGCUCUCUUCCUGGUAAGUGGGUGCCCCUUGCCUAGCUUCCUGAGGCGUUAAUCCCAGUAAUCCAGUACACUGAGAAAGGAGGAAAUCAUAGCCACUAGAUUCACCUUUUGUAGAAGAGAGCAUGAAUAUAACCUGCUGAAGCAGGGUUAGAAACAGAUAACAUGCCAGUGCUGGCAGAACUAUUCUGCCUGGCUCCAACUUAAUAUAAAAGUCACCACUCUUUUUGUAUUUGUAUGUAAAGCCAAGCUUGUAAAUCCUCCAGCUUUGAUAAAGCUAUAAUUUUAGUAAUUAGUUACUGUACCAGCCAUGAACACAGGUUUAGGCAUUACAUUACCCUGUGCUCCUUGAAAUCUUUUUACUAGCAGGCAUGGCAUUCCAGAACUUGUUACUACUCACCCAACUAAUAAAUUAGAUCAAGCUAGGCUUUUAGUGCAAAUUCCUCACAAAGAGUAGUACAAUUAAAGUUUAAAAGAAGGAAUCCCACUUGUGAGGAAAAAAUGUGUUAUGUGCUACUUUUACACAUCAAACAUCUACUAAGACAUGCGGUUGUCUUCCUUAGCUCCUAGUUUUGGCCCUGCAUAAAGCUUGCCCCUAAAUCUACAAUAAUAAAAUAUUUGUUCUUACUAUGCACAAGGUGGUGCUACAAAUCAAUUAUCAACUUGCUAAAAAAGAGCCUAUUCUAGUCCAGCACCAUCUCCAACUACAGCCAGAUAUCCCUGUGAAGUUCACAGACAGACAUGAGGGAGAUAAGCAGCCUGUGUGCUCUUAGCAUAUGAUAAACCAGGGGCGGGGGGAAUUGAUAAGCCAUCAUACAUUUACUUUAAUACAAACAAACACAAAACUAGUUGCCAUCUCCAUAUUUUGUGGCAGUGAUGUUUGUGUAGCAAACUUCUUUUCACGCCAUUGUUCCAGAAGUUCUAGUUUAGGAGACACUGGAAUUCACUCUCUCCACCCUAUUCAUACACAGAGCAUCCCAGCUUUUCAACUGAGCCUUUCUUCAUAAGAGGCUUUAAAACCUGUGAUGAUUUGUUGCUUUUUUUGUAUCUUCUGUUAUACUACAGUAUCUUUUUUGUAAAGCUGUAUCAACUAGAACUGCAUUUUAAGUGUGGUUUGUAUUAUAAAAUGGUGUAAUGACAUUAUGAUACUUCGGAUUAAAAAUCAACAUUUUCUAACA
Hemicordylus capensis (graceful crag lizard) is the source of this 2470-nucleotide messenger RNA. RefSeq lists its product as uncharacterized. Gene Ontology annotation, biological process: lipid metabolic process. Gene Ontology annotation, cellular component: membrane. NCBI's taxonomy places the organism in Eukaryota, Metazoa, Chordata, Lepidosauria, Squamata, Cordylidae. The coding region runs from base 38 to 811 and encodes 257 amino acids. The record is from RefSeq and is a predicted model, not a curated record. Gene Ontology annotation, molecular function: oxidoreductase activity, acting on the CH-CH group of donors. The transcript has 5 exons.